Molecule: messenger RNA, 3222 nt
Organism: Ixodes scapularis (black-legged tick)
Lineage: Eukaryota; Metazoa; Arthropoda; Arachnida; Ixodida; Ixodidae
Exons: 1
Coding region: 909-2471 (520 amino acids)
Biological process (GO): SCF-dependent proteasomal ubiquitin-dependent protein catabolic process
Cellular component (GO): SCF ubiquitin ligase complex
Source: RefSeq, a predicted model, not a curated record
UGCCCCUAAGUCGAGAGAAACGGGCCAUUUUGGAUAUCCCUCGCAUUCAUUAGACGACGCAUUGCGCCAUAACACUUCGUCCCUCAUUUCCUAUCUUACGAUGCUUUGCCGAUGACCGCCUUCACCGUUCGUCGUGCUGCCCAGCUAAGUACGCAAGUUGCUCUGCAAUCGUGACGACCCACCGGGCCGUCGCUUCGAACAAAGCUCCUUACUUCCAGCCGUUGCACGAAGAGAUGUGGCCAUAUGUUCAACGAUCCGUGACAAGCCUUGUUCCAAGGACAGGUGCGUCCUGCUAGCGAUUCGGCAAGCCCGGCACAAUUUCGCUUUGCCGGCCUCUUGCAGCGGCGAAAGAGUGAGGCCGGUCGCCCUGCUAUCGGGCACCUUACGGGGCCUCAAAACCGGUUCCAGCCAGCGCGAUCUCUCAUAAGUGAAUUUCGGUACGUGUUGCGAUCGGUUGCAGCCCCGAAUUUUGGAACUCCCAGGGUCAGGACCAGUCGCUGAGAGCCGCUGCUAGUCCGAGGAACGAUGUUUUCAAGACAAGCCGGUGUUUACUGUCGGUUAUCGAGGCGUACGCGCCUCCCCCGCUCGGAAGUCGCGAGCGGCGGCCCCUUUACAAGGAAAGCCUCGCUGCACGUGACGCAACCGUGUACGUCUCUCGCCGGCAGCUGGUCUCUCCCUCUCUCUCCGCGCGUCGCUGCCGCUGCCAGAGAAGGUCGCCGGCACAAGUGUUCACGUGCUCGCGGCGUGAUCUCAACGGCAGCGUGCACGUUCCCCCGCUUUUUAUCACCCGGCGAGGUGCCCUCUCGCCGCAAAAGGAAAAACAGCCUCCGCAUGGGAACACACGCGUCUCGCGCUUCGAGCAACAACCUAAGAGCCGACACCGAGCUGGACGCGCUGCAGCACCAACCAUGGCACCCCCGAUGCCCAAAAACGAUGCCGACUUGAACGACGCGCAGUCUUCGGACCGCCCAAGGAUCGUGCUACCCUGGAGCCUCCGGCAGCGCUGCUUGGACGAGGUCAGUCGCAACGUGUGGCGUUGGAGCAAGAGUCUGGACGAGGGGUCCGAGUGCUCCGGCGGAACGCCGUCCACACCGCUCGAGGACAACCCGUUCGUGGACUACCCCGUGCACGUGAGACAAGACCUGCUUGAGUCUAUCUUGGACGACGAAGGACGCAGCCCCGCUGUCCGACGUGUAGCCGAGCUCCUGCUUGUUUCAGGUCUCGAGUCUUUCGACCUCAGCUGCCUGGAUGACUUCAGCACGGUAGACCUGCAGUUCAUUCUGCAGCUACUCGAAGAGCACGGUUCGUCUCUCCGGGAACUGACCAUAUCUGGACUCUGGAUGUUUUCCUCGGAGAGCGAAGACAUUGUACGAAGACUCCUGAGUGCAGCUUCCAACCUCCGAGUGCUCCGGAUUCAAGACAUCUACCGUGACAACUUCGAAGUACUUGUGAGAUCGUGCCCACUCCUGCAGCGGUUAGAGGUAAUGCACCACUCUAUCAACGCUGACGACAUCGAUUCUGUGACGCGCAUCGUGCAACUCGAGAACUUGCCAGUCCAACAAAGCCUUAUGCAAGUAAGCCUACCGGCAUCAGUGGAUGGUGAAGGAAUCAUCAGUUUAAUCGAAACCUUUCCGAACCUUCAGAUAGUCCGGUGUGUGUACCUGGAGUCGGUGCUUGAUAGCCUCGAUUCGCGGACCGGCAGUGGUCAGAGGGAGUGGUGGGAGAACCGGCUGUCGCGUAUCCAUGCUCUGCAAAGUGGUCAUCCCAUGGGCUGGGGUAGUGUGGAGCGACUAGUUGCUUGGUUCCCACAGCUCGAGGAAGUCGUGUUGCACGUUCAGGACGGCAUGAACAUUCGAGAGCUAUCCAAACUGAAAAGACUGCGUUCGUUGGAGCUUCGGAACAGCCCAACGAUUCCUUCGUCGUAUACAGAUGACGUGCUUCCCCUGCUCGCUCUUUGUGGCCGUCGCCUUCUUCGCCUAGGACUCGAGCAUUUCGACGUGAUUGAUUUGGGACGAACGAACGCCAUGUGUCCCGAUCUCGAAGCACUUUCUCUUCGCUGGUUCAUCUUGCUCGGAUGUUCACUCCCGGUCACUCAUUCAAGGACAGUUGCAGUGAAACCUUUCCAGAAUCUGAGGGAACUGACAUUGAGACCUCGCGUUGGUAGAUUAGUGCAUAGGGAUGCAUGUGAACUUUUAUUAUCACACUGCCAGAACAUCAGGCACAUCGAGCUUUUCUGUGGCGGAGGCCUCAACGAUUCCUUAGCGUUGCUGCUGUGCAAGAGAAAUGGCUUUCCGAAACUGAGGAGCUUACGGUUGAGGCAUGGCCACGCACUCAGUGCCGACGGCUUACAGAGUUUCCUGUCAAAAGCUUCCAACCUGAAAUUCUGGAACGCUGGGAAGUUUACUCGUAGGUCUUCUUUGGGUGACGACGAUGAAGAUGAAGCUGCAAACGUCCAUGAUGAAGAUCACUGACUCGAAUCAUACUGUGAUACACAGUCGUUCUGACCUUACUACCACACUCGGAUGUGAUGGUGGCGAGAACCGGUGACUGGAUCUAACUCCUUUUCAAUGCAAAUUCCCACAAUUUGUCUCAGUCUUGUGCACUCGGUGCUGUAAUGAAGUGAAGUUCGGUUUGUGAUUUAUAAGUGCUGAUUGUUUUUGAGCGUGUUUAUAUGUGUUGUUUUGUAUAGGAAGAUGUCCCUGCCGUUUGUAAAAAAAGAAACGAGGAGCUUUCAGUGCCUUUUGACUGGAUAACGUGCGGUUGAAAAAAUGUCCAGUUAUAUUUCAUGCCACGUUGUAUGCAAAUUCGGUUGACUUCAGGUAUGCGUAUAUAAAUAUAGCGUUAAAUUUAGUAUAACACGCUUUUGUGCGUUUCGUGGUGUUCAUGAGGCUCCCAUUUAAAAAAAAAAUCUAGAAGCUGGACCCAGAUCUUGUUUCAUCCUGAUGCCCAAUUGAAAGAGCACAAAGGAUAUGCAAUUGGAUAUUGCGUUCUGGUGAAAAUGUAUGGUCCUAUAAAUUAUCUCCUUCCGUAAGGUCACAAACCCUAGUUCUUGGUAAGGCCUGGGCGAUGCACAACCUACAAUUUCUACAUGUCAUUCCUGACAGGGUACAAACAGUAUUCUAUGUUGAUAUUUUGUUUUCUAUCUGCGAUGCAUUUCGCGGUUGUUUUCGUACCAGGACAAAGUCUUCAUUGUAAAUAAAGAACUCUGAAUGUUUAUAAAAA